This is a messenger RNA of Phlebotomus argentipes, 450 nucleotides long. RefSeq names its product ATP synthase subunit g, mitochondrial (gene ATPsynG). Gene Ontology annotation, molecular function: proton transmembrane transporter activity. The transcript is spliced from 2 exons. NCBI's taxonomy places the organism in Eukaryota, Metazoa, Arthropoda, Insecta, Diptera, Psychodidae. Bases 76 to 375 code for a protein of 99 amino acids. Gene Ontology annotation, biological process: proton motive force-driven ATP synthesis. The record is from RefSeq and is a predicted model, not a curated record.
UGUCAUUUUUGCCAGGCGCAGUGAAAAGUCGCAUUGAUUUUUUCCUGUUGUAUUUCCCAAAUUCAUCAAGCAGAGAUGGCCAGCGUAGUCGGAAAGUCCUCAUCACUUGUCAGCAGAACACUGGCUCAGGCUCGUCCCAAGUUCAACACGUUCCUGAAGUACGCCAAGGUAGAGCUCACCCCACCCACGCCAGGUGACAUCCCUGCGAUCCGCCAGGGCAUUGCCCGCCUAAUCUCUGGCGCCCGGACAGGUGCUUGGCGCAACGUGAGCGUCCGGGAAGGGUGGCUCAACACCCUGAUCACUGCCGAGGUGAUCUUCUGGUUCUACAUUGGCGAGUGCAUCGGUAAGCGUCACAUUGUGGGAUACGAUGUAUAAAGAGUCCCCAGAUGUCCGGUUAAACCAUAGAGCAAACAAUGUAAUGGGAAAUAAAUAUUGAAGUCUCCAAUUGAA